AUGUCAAGUGAUAACUAAAUUAUGCGGGUGACAGAAUAAGAGGCUUUGAUGGAUUUAAGAUAAGAUUUUAUGAGAAGGAUCAAUAAAAACCAUAUGAAAAUGGAAUUAUCUGAAAGAAAACAUAAUGAUGGUUCUCUAGAAAAGUCAGUUAAAUUGACUCCCAUGACAACAGGAGAUUAUAUAGGAAUAUGGGCAAUUGCUAUAUUAAAAAGCUUUUUUUUAAUAUGCUUUCUUUUGAUGGUUUAUGAAAUAUAUAAAGACAUUUAAGCGCACAUUGACAUUUCAAAAACUUAGGUUUUAAUAGAAAUGAAGAAUUGUGGUGCUGAAUAUGAACAAAACUUGUGUUCCGAAAAUUAUUUAAUAGAAUCAAUGGCACAAAAAUGCAAAGAAUUAGAAAUUUGUAUAAACUAAAACAUUGAAAUGAAAGUGAGGACACAAUAACUUUGGUUACAGGUUUUAGGAAAUUCAUUUGAAAAUAUGUUCAAAACGCUUUCUCUUAAAACUUGUGUCAUGAUCUCCUUUAUAAGUAUAACAACUAGCAUUGUUUUUAUCAAAAACUGA
Paramecium tetraurelia is the source of this 561-nucleotide messenger RNA. RefSeq lists its product as uncharacterized. Gene Ontology annotation, biological process: lipid homeostasis; nuclear envelope organization. The record is from RefSeq and is a predicted model, not a curated record. Gene Ontology annotation, cellular component: nuclear membrane; nuclear envelope. The transcript has 2 exons. Lineage: Eukaryota; Ciliophora; Oligohymenophorea; Peniculida; Parameciidae.